This is a messenger RNA of Manihot esculenta (cassava), 2767 nucleotides long. Its product is annotated as protein ENHANCED DISEASE RESISTANCE 2-like. The transcript has 22 exons. The record is from RefSeq and is a predicted model, not a curated record. Gene Ontology annotation, molecular function: lipid binding. The coding region runs from base 175 to 2475 and encodes 766 amino acids. NCBI's taxonomy places the organism in Eukaryota, Viridiplantae, Streptophyta, Magnoliopsida, Malpighiales, Euphorbiaceae.
GGCAACCAAACCGAGCAAUAAGAGAAAAAUGCGGUACGAUAUUACAGUGCAGGACCACAAACGCUAUACUCUUCUCUCUCAAUCCCUUCCUCUCUAUUUGCCUCUCUCUCUUUCUCUACACUUGCGGAUUUUGAUUCGAUUCCUGUGGAAAUCCUAACUGACUCUGAAAUUAAAAUGGAAAAAUUUAUUGAUUCUACCACCACCACGGAGGUCACCGUCAGGAAGACUCCAGAAGGCGAGGGAUCGGAGAAGGAUGGGUCCGAUAGCAGUGGCAGUGGUGGUUCUGUUCUAGAGGACAAGGAGAAAGGGAGUAGCGAGUAUUUUGGUUGGGUUUAUCAUUUAGGUACCAAUUCUAUUGGCCAUGAGUAUUGUCACCUUAGAUUUCUGUUUAUAAGAGGCAAAUAUGUUGAGAUGUACAAUCGUGAUCCUCAUGAAAAUCCUGACAUUCAGCCCAUUAGGAGGGGUGUCGUAGGGCCUACAUUUAUCGUGGAGGAUCUAGGGCGUCGAGAGGUGAAUAAUGGGGAUCUUUAUGUUCUAAAGUUUUACAAUCGAUUGGACGAGACAAAAAAAGGAGAAAUUGCUUGUGCUUCAGCUGGAGAAGCUCGGAAGUGGAUGGAAGCAUUUGACCAUGCAAAGCAAUGUGCUGAAGAUGAGCUCUUAAGAGGAGGUAGUACCAGAAACAAGUUGAACAUGGAGACUGAGAUCAAUUUGGAAGGACAUCGGCCUAGAAUGAGGCGUUAUGCACAUGAAUUAAAAAAGCUUAUAAAAAUAGGGCAAGGUCCGGAGAUGUUGUUGCGUCAAUCAUCAGAUUUGCAAGCUGCUAUGAGGUCGGACAGAUAUUUUGAGGGGGAGAUUGGAGAUGCAGUUGAAGCACAUGAAUGGAAAUGUGUUCGUACAAUAAAUGGUGUUCGAUUCUUUGAGGAUGUGUCUGAUUUCAAGAAUGGUAAAGGUGUUCUUGUAAAGGCUGUUGGCGUUAUUGAUACAACUGCUGAUACUGUUUUUGAAGUAAUUUUAAGUGUUGAUCGGCAUCAAAGAUAUGAAUGGGAUACUUUGACAGGUGACUUGGAGCUGGUAGAUUCUUAUAGUGGACACUAUGAUGUUGUCUAUGGAACACAUGAUCCACAAUAUCUUACUCGGUGGCAAUCCAAAAGGGACUUUCUCUUCUCUAGGCAAUGGUUUAGGGGUCAAGAUGGGACAUAUACAAUCUUACAAUUUCCAGCUAUACAUAAGCAACGGCCUCCUAGGUCUGGAUAUCGACGUACAAAAAUUAACCCUUCUACUUGGGAGAUUCGAAAUUUAAACACACCCAUGGGUUCAAAUACCAUGAAAUGUAUUGUGACACAAACAUUAGAGAUAAAUCAGGCAGGAUGGUUUAGAUGGAAGACAAAUCAUUGCUCAAAGUUUGAAAAGACUAUUCCUUAUGCAUUGUUGUCCCAAGUGGCAGGUUUGAAGGAAUACAUUGGGGCAAAUCCAGCUGUGAAAUCUAUAUUCGCCACUACGGUUGUCCAUUCAAAAGCUUGUGAUGAUUCCAUCCGUAUUAGUGAAUAUGAGGAUGCAGAAAUAAAUGAUGAGUUCUAUGAUGCAAUUUCGGCCGAUUCAUUAUCAUCAGAAGAGAGUGAUGAUGAAGAUGAACCAACAAAUGAGCAGGACAAGAAGGUGAAAUUGAAGAAUGUUGCAUGGGCAAUCACAAGCUUAGCUUUGAAGCGAACUUCAGUUAUGGAUGCAAAUAAGGAAUUAGAUCCUAGUGAAGCUGCAAUUGAUAUUGAUCUAAGCCAAUUCCAGGGCUCCUUACCCGAAGGGAAGGAUGAGAAGGACUCAAAUUGUUGGACUUCUCCAGGUGGAAUGGGAUUUAUGAUCAGGGGAAAGAAUUAUCUAAAGGAUAAUUCUAAGGUAAUGGGUGGGGAGCCCCUUCUCAAGCUCUUAGCUGUUGAUUGGUUCAAAGUUGAUAGUGCUAUGGAUAAAGUUGCAUUGCAUCCCAAGUGUCUAGUACAGACAGAGGCAGGGAAGAAGAUCCCGUUUAUCCUUGUCAUUAAUCUUCAGAUUCCAGCAAAACCAAACUACAGUAUGGUGCUCUACUAUGCUGCAGAUAGGCCAGUAAAUGAAAGUUCUUUGUUGGGUAAAUUCAUUGAUGGGACAGACAUGUUCCGCGAUUCAAGAUUUAAGCUAAUUCCAAGUAUCAUUGAGGGGUAUUGGAUGGUCAAGCGUGCUGUUGGGACCAAAGCUUGCCUCUUGGGGAAAGCUGUAACCUGCAAGUAUCACAGACAAGAUAAUUUUCUUGAGAUUGAUGUAGAUAUUGGAUCAUCCGCAGUAGCAAGGAGUGUAAUAGGGCUUGUUCUUGGAUAUGUCACAAGUUUAGUUGUUGAUCUUGCAAUUUUGAUAGAGGCAAAAGAAGAAGCAGAGUUGCCUGAAUAUAUACUUGGUACUGUUCGACUAAAUCGUGUGAGAGUUGAGACUGCAGAACACUUGGAGGCUUAGGAUUAUCGUUUGUCAAUAUUCUUAUUCAUCAUAUUAAUUCUCCUUUAUUAAUGUUGUUGUUUAAUGGAGGCAUAUCAUAUCUUUUCACAUUUAACCAAUUUAGUCAUGGAUUAUUAGAUGUAACUACAAGGAUUUUUGGCUUUCACAAUAGUGAUAUAUGUACAGAAAAGUAUUAUUGUAUCUACCACCCCCCAAUAAAAAGAUGUAUAAACAGCCUCCCUUACUGCGGGUUGGAUGAUUGGUUCACUUGUGAAAUUAGGAAUAAACUUAAAAAGUUUACAUUUGUUGUCUA